UGGAGUCUGAGCUGGUUCCUGCGAAGUGGAAACGGGCUCAGUGGACGGACCCGCAGGAGGCGACGAGCCCCGCCGCUGCCGCCCCCCGCCCCGUCCCCCGCCGACCUCUACCCGCAAACAAUAAAACCCCAGUGACGGUCUGAUCCCGGCUUUGCUGCACAGACGUGAAGCCCGACUCCUGAAAAACAGAGAGAACGUCUCGUCACCGUUCCUGAAUUCUUGAAAUCAGGGACUCCUCAAAGAGUACUCAAUCAAAAAUCUCCUAAUACUCUUGUAAAUGUCUGUGCAGGUCUGAUUGCAGUCGUGCGUCUGGGCAGCCUGGCUGCCCCCCUGCCUCCAGAUGAAUGAAGAACGCUCCGGGACACAGAGACGCAGCUGAUGCAGGGCAUGCAGGUGUUUCUGCAAAUAUGAUGAAGAAGAAGAAUCCCCACAAGAAACACAAGAGCAGUCUGGCUCCGACCACCAAGGUUCUGUCACAGCCGCCUCGACGCAACAUCGUCGGCUGCAGGAUCCAACACGUGUGGAAGGAGGGAGGAGGCCACGUGGUCUGGAAGGGAGCGGUGCUCGACCAGGUGCCAGUGAACCCGGCGCUCUACCUGAUCAAGUACGAUGGUUUCGACUGCGUCUACGGUCUGGAGCUCCACAAGGACGAGAGGGUUCAGGGGCUGGAGGUGCUGCCCGACCGACUGGCUAAAUCCCGCCUGACGGACGUCAGCCUGGCGGACACCAUGAUCGGGAAGGCGGUGGAGCACAUGUUCGAGACGGAGGAGGGUCCGAAGGAGGAGUGGCGGGGGAUGGUGUUGGCGCGGGCUCCCAUCAUGACCACCUGGUUCUACAUCACCUACGAGAAGGACCCCGUCCUCUACAUGUACCAGCUGCUGGACGACUACAAAGAGGGAGACCUCCGCAUCAUGCCCGAAUCCAACGACAGCGUCCCGACGGAGAGGGAACCCGGCGAGGUGGUGGACAGCCUGGUGGGGAAACAGGUGGAGUACGCCAAAGAGGACGGCGGCAAGCGAACGGGCAUGGUCAUCCACCAGGUGGAGGCCAAGCCCUCCGUCUACUUCAUCAAGUUUGACGACGACUUUCUCAUCUACGUCUACGACCUGGUCAAAACUUCGUAAAAAAAACAACUAACCCCCACUCCAAGACAGAAACAAAAUGGAACACAUUGUUGAAAGAUCUUGAGGCCUUCGAUCCAGCGUUCGACCCUCAAAUAUUAAAACCAUGAAGAAAUAAUUCUUGCUGCGGAAGAACACAGGACGGAUGCUUCAAGGUGGAUUUGAAGCCUCUCGUCUACGAACGCCUACAAGGUCUUAAUGCCUCUCUAAGAGAAGGAAUCUGUCCCAAAAUUUCUGUUCUAUUCCAGUAUUUUACUUUGAAAGUUAGAGCGAGACCGAGGCCUUUUAGAAGCUCACGCACCAAAACGAGAAAAAAAAGUGCAGAAUCUCCCAGAAUCCGUUCAUGAUUCCACAAGAUCUGCUUUCACCUGAAGAAACUAACCGUGAUAACAUCUUAGCUUCUGGUUUUAUCCAGUGUCUGGACGAGACGCGGCUCAACUAAUGAAGAUAACACAUGUCGAAGUUUGAUAGUAGCCAACUCUUCUGUGCUCAAGAUAGAACAAAGAAACGAGAUGAGGAUGAUGAUCUCUGGAGUCUUGAGCUGGAUGGAAAACAUGGCCGCUUACAAAUGAGCAGACUCCCAGUGAAGAAGUGAAGUCUGGAGCUGGUUGGUGGAAGAAAGAAAGACCAGAAAAAACAGUUGAAACCACGACAAAGGACGAGCCUGUCACUUAUCUGUCACGUACAGGACGGACUGGCGUCACAACUGUGUGGAAGCACAUUUCUGCCAAGAAAAAAAAAUAUUUAGAAGGAGAAAAAAUGAUCAUAAGAAAAAUCUUUAUAAAGGAAAUUAUGAGUCCAAAGAAUUAUGUCAUAAUUGUAUUACUUUGGUCUCAUGAGUUUUUACUCAUGUCUUCAUUUUAAGUUAAUUCAUUAUGAUUUUGACUUUUAAAAAUUUGUACUUAAAUUUGACUUUGACAUAUUUUUUUACAAUUGUGACAAAGUAACGUGUCACGUUGAAUUAGUCUCUAAUCUCGUAAUUUAUAAAAUAUCAAACUUAUCAAACAAAAUUUUCUAAAUGGAAUUUUUUUUUUUCAUUCAUCAUUUCGACCCAAAGUUAAAAAAUUCCUACAAAUUUUUAUAUUUUCCGUCCUCAGCGUGAGGCCGUCACCCCCCUUCGGCAGAAAUGGUCUUCCACAAAACAGGGCGCGGUGAAAAAAUAUCAGUAUCUUUGGAAAUAUCUCAAUCGGAGUUUGUACAGAGCAAAACCUGUCGGAUCGCUUCAUCACAUCUCGUGUGCUGAUUAUUCCCGGCUCCAUUUCACCAACGUCGAUGAAGAAGGCGUCUACAAGUGAACACAGAUUUAUUCCUUCUUUCUGCUCUUCUCAUCGCCAGCACCCUCCUCCCUCUUCCCCGUCGUGACGUCGUUUGAUGUUAAAGACGAUCGCACAGCUUUCUCGUCGUGAUUUCACUGAAGCCUUUUUUCGGAAUUCUCUCUCGUGUCGUCUUUUCUAAAUCGCCAAGUGACGAGGACAAAACGGACGGAGAAACAAACGGCGAAACUCGGCCAAAGCCCCUUUUUCUGUCCUCUGCAGUUUGUGUUGAAGUGGAACACAAAAAGUGAUUUAAGGAGCUGACGACGUGUUUAAUGCACCUUAACAAGGACAAUGUUCCCUGGACGGUUCCGGACUUUUUAACCAGAAUUUACCAGAAAAAAAACCUGAAUCUGCUGUAGAGAUUUCAGUCCUGUUUUCAGUUUUUGGAAGCUUGUAAUUCCAGUUUACUAUGUGUCGUGGAAAACAAGAAUAAUUUCUGAAUCAAAAGUAUCCCAGUUUGUAUUAACACACAAACCAACAGAUAUCACGGACUCCGUGCUGGCGUCAGAUCUGAUGAUGUUCUCCCCCCGGCGUGCGAAGGAAACACGAGUUUCUGUCGGACGUCCGUGAAGAAGAUCCGGUCUGUUCCACGACUCGUAUGCAGUAAGAGAGAGAAGACACAGUCCGUUGUGUUUCCUAUGUGAAGAGAUUAAGAAGCAGUGAAGGUUUGAAUUUCCUUGUUUUUUCCACAAAAUAUUUUUAUUUCAUUUGGGUUUACUCAAGACUGAAGUUUUUUCAUGAACGUGUUCUGUAACGUACUGAUUUGCACUUGAUAUCCAGUUCCGGAGCUGAUUGGUAACGUUAAAGGGGCUACAACAUAGCUAACGUUAGCAUCAGCUGCUGAUGAGACUGUUCCUUCUCCUGCAGUGGAAAGCUAUAAACCAAUGCUAACUCUUGUUUUGGUUCUAUUUCAACUUUGCUUUUGCAUCUUUGCUUCUACGGAAGUUAGCAUGCUAAGCAAGCUAGCACCGGCUAGCUUGCUAGCGAUGUGUAGAAGAUUUACAGAUAGUCCCUUUAAAGAUUAAUAUCAGUAGCAACCGGUGCAUAAUAACCAUCAUUUUACUCCCAAACAAAAUUUAACAUAAUAAUAAAUAAGGAACCAGUAACGGCCGUAGACUGUAAAUUUAAAGAUGGAAGACACGGAAAAAAAUGAGGCCCAAAUAUCUCGGCUAUAGGUGCUGCCAUUUUGUGCUGGUGAUGUCAUCGAGCCAUCAGUUAGAUAAGAACUACCUAAAGUGACAGAAAUCAUCUUGUGUACUUUUUUAAAUAUUACCCAUGUCCCAUCUGCUAACAUGGAGGGGGGGGGGGGGGGGUGUCUAUGACCUAUACUGCAGCCAGCCACCGGGGGGCGAUCCAGAUAUUCUGGCUUCACUUUUGGGAUCCGUCAUGUCGUCCAUCUUUAUCGAGUCUUAAACCUAUCAGGUUGCUCCGCUUACAGAACAGCUGUUUCAUUUCAAACCUUCAGUCCGUGUGCUUCCUGUGAUGUAUUUAGUUGCCGAGGUAGAUUACAGCUCUCACUUUAAACCGCUCUUAAAAAGAAGAAAGAAAAAAGACGGACUCCCACACGAGAUCUGUGGGUUUCUGCACUUGUGUAUCUGUUUGUUUUUUUUGAUCAGCAGGAAACUUUUCUGAGUUACGAAAAAUAACUUGAGCCUCCGUUCACAGCGAGGGAACGUCGUCCAGUUCAUUUGACUAUUAUAACAGUUAUUGUUGUUGUUAACGUUGGAAUGACAUCGGCCUUCUAUCAUCUCUUCUGCCUUGUAUUGUUUGUUUUUUGUAUCGUUUUAAAAUUGUAUGAUAAUAAUUUUUAUUGUUAAUGGAAAAAACCUGA
Molecule: messenger RNA, 4268 nt
Organism: Scophthalmus maximus (turbot)
Lineage: Eukaryota; Metazoa; Chordata; Actinopteri; Pleuronectiformes; Scophthalmidae
Gene: spina
Product: spindlin-1
Exons: 9
Coding region: 345-1124 (259 amino acids)
Biological process (GO): gamete generation
Source: RefSeq, a predicted model, not a curated record